Penaeus chinensis is the source of this 2464-nucleotide messenger RNA. RefSeq names its product DNA-(apurinic or apyrimidinic site) endonuclease 2-like. The record is from RefSeq and is a predicted model, not a curated record. Gene Ontology annotation, biological process: base-excision repair. Gene Ontology annotation, cellular component: nucleus. The transcript is spliced from 6 exons. NCBI's taxonomy places the organism in Eukaryota, Metazoa, Arthropoda, Malacostraca, Decapoda, Penaeidae. Gene Ontology annotation, molecular function: double-stranded DNA 3'-5' DNA exonuclease activity; zinc ion binding; phosphoric diester hydrolase activity. The coding region runs from base 94 to 1920 and encodes 608 amino acids.
AGUAAACUUGAACGCGAUGACGCCGAUCAGCUGACUGCAGCAGCAGGGCGCGAGGCGUUGAAAUUGCACUGGCUUGACGAUUGAUGGGGAAUUAUGUCAGUUCGCAUCCUCAGCUGGAAUAUCAACGGAUUGCGGUCAUUCAAGACGAACAUGAAGCAACUCCUGGAUUCUUUAGAGGCAGACAUCAUUUGCUUUCAAGAGACAAAAGUAACCCGUGACAUGCUAGAAGAACCUUUCGCUAUUGUUGAGGGAUAUUCAUCUUAUUUCAACUUUUCCAAGAAGAAAAGUGGAUAUUCUGGAGUGGCCACGUUUUGCUCCAAUCAAGCCAGCCCUACUCAUGCUCAGGAAGGCCUCACAGGUAAACAUGCUGGGGAACUUUUUGAUGGUGGAGGCACUAUUGAAGUUUUAGCAGGGCAGUGGCAAGAGGAGGAGCUGAAGAACUUGGACAGUGAGGGACGAGCUGUCAUCACACAACAUCUUAUGAGGGGUACAGAAGGAAAAGAGUUGAGAAUAGCAGUCAUAAAUGUAUACUGCCCACAUGUAGACCCUGAGAAACCAGAGCGUCGCAUCUAUAAAUUAAGAUUCUAUGAAUUGCUACGGCAAAGGGCAGCUGCCAUCAGAGCUACUGGCUGUCAUGUUAUUAUAGUAGGGGAUAUCAACACUUCUCACAGAAGAAUUGAUCACUGUGAUCCUGAUGACACUGAGGAUUUUGAGAGUCGUCUAGGCAGAAGAUACCUUAAUAUGAUGCUCCUGCCCAUAUACAAAAAUGAGCAGCAGAAUGAAACUAGUGGCACUGAUCAAAAAGCAGGAGUUGAAUCUGCCCAAAAUAAUCAUGUGUGUAGUUCUCAGCUCGGCAAGAUUGAUGAGUUGAACAAAAUUAAUGAUGGGCUCAAAUUAGCUAAGAACAGUUCCUGUAGCCUCACUGAAGGAAAUGAUUACUCAAGAGCAGAAUUGAAUAGCAAAACAGGAGAAGAAGGAGGAUAUGGGGGUGAGCAGCAGUCUGAUGAAGCUCUACUUUCUUCAAGCACUAACUUCCAAAUGGUUGAUACAUUCCGAUACUUUUACCCACUGAAGGAGAAAGCUUUUACUUGUUGGCAUACCCUCUCAAAUUCUAGAGCUACAAAUUAUGGGACUAGAAUUGACUACAUUUUUUGUGAUCAAGAUUUUUUGACAUAUUUAAGAGAUGGGCAGGUCCUGCAGGAAGUUUUGGGGAGUGAUCACUGCCCUGUUGCCAUUGUAAUAAAUGGGGAAAUAACUUCAGCUGCUAAACUACCUUCAUCAUGCACUAAAUUCUAUCCAGAAUUUCAGGGCCAGCAGCAGAAAUUGUCAUCAUACUUUCAGCCUAAAUCUUCCAGUACAAAGGCUAACCAGAACUUCACUUUGCAAAAAACUGAAAGUACAAAUAAAACUUGGCCUCAGAAUGGGAUCAAAAGAAAAGCUGAAGUUUUUAAGAAAUCAGCCAGUAAGAUGGCAUGCACAGAAAAACAAAAGAAGCUAAGCUCGUUCUUUACUGUUAAACAGAGUUCCUCAGUUGAUAGAGAAAAUGAUAAAAAUGAAAAUUCAAUAGGUCAAAAUCAUACUGAUGUGAAUUUUGCAGGUCAUAUCGAUAAGGAAAUAAAAACUGAUGAUUCCCAGAACAUCUCAUCUCACGAAUUACCUUUGUCACAAGAAAGUAAUGGAAACCCAGUUAGUGGAUCACAGAAACCUCCCACUCAGGUGAAAAACACAGGUUGGAAUUUCUUGAUGAAAGGCCCAAAGCCCCCUCCUCUUUGUCCAGGGCAUAAUGAGCCAGCUGUUUUAAGAACUGUUAGAAAGAAGGGACCAAAUAUGAAUCGUCAGUUUUAUGCUUGUGCAAGAGGAGCAGGAAAAGAAGGAGACCCAGAGGCUCAGUGUAAUUUUUUCAAAUGGGUUGGGAAGUAGGAUAUCUGCAUUAUUUUUAUAUAACAAGCACUUUAGUUUUCAUAUUUUAGAAAGUAAAAAAAAAAAAAAAUCAUUGUGGAAUCUCCUUUCUCAUUGUUUCUCACUGUUCAUAAUUCAAAGUCUGGGAACUUAUGUUUCAUUCUUCAAAAUAUUUUAUGAUAAAUGUAUUAAUUUGUCAACAGGAAUAUGUUUUACUCAAAAUUGCUUACAGUUUUAUGGUCCUGAAUGUUUGAGCAAUUUUGAAAGCUUCAUAUGCAAAAAGCAUUUUAAAGAAUUAAUUUUAAGAAAUAUAGAAACUUUGUAUGAGUCAUUUCUUAAUUUGUUUGGAGAGUCCCUAUUUACUUUGAUUUUUAUUGUAACAGUGUUGAAUGGGAUGUUUUGCAAAAGAAAAUAUAGCUGUAUGUAGUGUGAAAUGUACACCUAACCUUAAAAAGUAAAUUUGAUACAUAAGGAUUUAAAAAAAAAUGUAAGAUGGACAUUUAGUAAUGCAUAUAAAUAUUCUGUGUUUGUAAGAAAACUAAUAAAGGCAGAGUGACAGUACUCA